AUGGAUUUCCAUUGUAUGCAAUCGAUGGAUCAAGUUGUUGCAUUAAAAUCUGAUUUUAUAUCGUACAAUUGCAACAGUGGUAAUGAUUUAGUGAGUGGAAUUCUUACCCCAACAACUCCAUCAACAAAAGUUGUAACCGCAGAUAAUCCUUUCUACAUACCGCCACCUUUUCAACCAUUUUCAUAUUCCCAAUCGCCCAACGGAUAUUGUCAGGUCUCGCCAAUCGAAUUCUCACCAUCCAACAAACCGUCAGCAUUCGAGAAUAAUUACAGUGCGGUGAAUGACGAUGGAAACAAUUACAACAAUUACGUUUAUUCAAAUGUAUCUGAUACACCAAACUCGCUUUUCGAGCUAGGAAAAGAUGCAAAUCAGUUUAAUUACGAUGGUAAUUAUUUUAAAUUCGAUCCUGAUACUGUGGAAAAAUUCAAGCCUCAAACACACAUCCUCGAUCUCGAUACUGAUUACAUUAAUUAUAAUGAAGAGAAUUGCAAUUCGAAAAAUCAAUCACCAUGUUCAUCACCAUCGAUGGAUCCAUGGAUCUCAUCGCAAGAAGAGAAAACACAGAAUGUCGAAAGCAAUCAGCAGUUCAUACAACUGCAAACACUUCCAUCAAUUAAUCAGGCAUUUUCCACUCAUUUUUCCGCUAUUGAAUGCACCAUUCCAUCAACAGAGAAUGUUAACAGCUCAACAAAUAUUUCAUUUGAACAAAAUAUCCUCGAUUCCUUUGAUGAAACAUUUUUCGAGGAGUUUUCAAUUAACGAGAAGAAUGAUUCGAACACGAGAACAAAUGUUGUUGAAAUCUUUGAUGCUUACAUUAGUCUUGAAAACUAUAAUUCCGUCGAGUUGAAUGAGAAACCAAAUCGUGAAUUUAAAGCGAUUUGGAACGACGAGAAAGUUUUGAAUGCCUCAGUAAACGAUGUUGAAAAGAUUCAAAAUGUUAUUGAAAUGCCAAUUAAAUCUCAAGCAUCACAAAAGACAGUAAACGAGGAAGACGGCAAUGAAAGUCAACUUAUUUGCUUCUGGAAAGGUUGUAAUCAAGAAUUCGAUUCACAAGCAUCGCUUGUACUUCAUAUUGAGAAAAUUCACGUUUGUUCAACAAAAGGCGAUCAAUACACUUGCUUUUGGACGGAAUGUCCACGCCAAUAUCGUCCUUUUAAUGCCCGCUAUAAGCUUCUGAUUCACAUGAGAGUACACAGUGGAGAAAAGCCGAAUAAAUGUCCAUUCAGUGGAUGCACAAAAGCAUUUUCUCGUUUGGAAAAUUUGAAAAUUCAUCAACGUUCUCACACCGGGGAGCGUCCAUAUGUGUGUCAGUUUGUGAGCUGUACGAAAGCAUUUUCGAAUAGCUCGGAUCGUGCUAAACAUCAGCGUACACACUAUGAGUCUCGUCCCUACGCCUGUCAAUUACCCGGUUGCGAAAAGCGAUACACCGAUCCAUCAUCUCUUCGUAAACAUGUUAAAAAUCAUGAUGUUAAAGAUCGACGGAAGUCUCAUAAAGAAUCGUCUGGCAAUAAAACCCAAAUUGGAGUGAAAAAGAAUCGUCGGAGAUUUUCCGAAUCAUCAGUUGUUAGUGUGACAUCAUGCGAGCCAGUAACGCCAUCGACACCACUCACGCCUAUCACAAACAGUUCAAAGUUUGAUUUUGACGAUGUCUUUGAUGACCCUCAGCCCCAAAGCUAUUGUGAAAAGGAUUCUUCGAACGUCAUGGACUUUGAUGAAAUGUCCUUGAUUAAGUUAAUGGACCAUUCAAGCAUAAAAGGCGAUAAUGUUGUGAAUUGCCUGGAAAAUAUCGGAAAUGGCUUUAAGCUGGCCGAUAAUAAUUAUGACAACCUU
Molecule: messenger RNA, 1830 nt
Organism: Clunio marinus
Lineage: Eukaryota; Metazoa; Arthropoda; Insecta; Diptera; Chironomidae
Source: the annotation of a GenBank genome assembly